Messenger RNA from Eurytemora carolleeae, 1800 nucleotides. Its product is annotated as kinetochore protein NDC80 homolog. Gene Ontology annotation, cellular component: Ndc80 complex. The record is from RefSeq and is a predicted model, not a curated record. The coding region runs from base 39 to 1784 and encodes 581 amino acids. Gene Ontology annotation, biological process: attachment of mitotic spindle microtubules to kinetochore. Lineage: Eukaryota; Metazoa; Arthropoda; Copepoda; Calanoida; Temoridae. The transcript is spliced from 17 exons.
UUUACCAUUUUCCUUUGAAUUUAUUUCAGAUUUUGGAAAUGCAAAGAGGGAAUAAAAAGGAUAGAAAAUCCUGGACGGAAGGUCCUGUGAGGAUGAGUGUGGGAGGGAGGACGAGUGGAGCCGGGAAGGAAAGGACGAGCAGGGGCACAGAAAGGACGAGCAGGGGAUCUGAGAAUACUGGCUCUAAACUGCCUGUUAGUAAAAUUGCCAAGACAAAGAAUCAGAAUGACGGAAAAUCAAUGGUUAGAAGUAACUCAAUGUUUGAUCGACCCAGAGCAGAUCAGGCCAGAUCAUCCAGCAGUUCAAGGACUCCUAUGUCGGAAUUUACUUUUAGGAAACCCUACAAUUCUUCAGCAAAAAGCAGAGUUUCUGGACGCGGAUCUACCAUAGGAUCAAUUAGCGUUAGAGACACAAGACCAUUGUCAGAUAAAACUUACCAGAGUAGCUUAGUCAGAAGAAUACUGGAUUUUCUCAGGGAGAACGGAUACAGAAAUGAUGCAUUAACCUCGAAACACUUCCCUCUCUCUACGAAGGAGUUCACGGAUAUAUUCAACUUCACUUACAGUUUUAUAAAUCCUGAUGUACCGAGUGUUCUGCCCUACAGUAAAGCCGAGGAUUUGAUCACAAAUAUUCUCAAGAAUGAACUCAAUUAUCCAGGAACGAUCAGCAAAAGUAACCUAAUUACUAUGGGUUCUCUGCACAGUUGGCCAACAGUUCUAGGCUGUCUUUCUUUUCUAGUAGAAAGUGCAAAGGUGCAUCUAAAGGUUUCCGGAAAUAUUAUUCCGAUUGCAUUUCCGUGCAAGGAUGAACAAGGAUUCCCAAUAGACAGAGAAUCCAAGGAUAAGAUGAGGAUGGAGUACUUCACGAAGACCUACAACAUGUUUAUGCGUGAAUACGACGAGUAUCCUGAAGAGGAAGUGGAGUACAAGGAUAGACUCCAGGAUAAUCUAGAGAUCGACAUUCAUCAGCUGAAACGACUGGAUGAGGAAGUUAGAGCCUUACAUGAGAAGAACGAGCAGCUUAAAGCUGAAGCUCAGGAAUUACGUGAGAUGAAGGAGAGCCUGGAGAAGGUUCUACUAGAUCAGAAGAAGGUGGAACAAUACCACCACAAUCUAAUCAAGAAAAAAUCUGAUCUGGAGAUCAAGCAGGAGCAGUUGAAGAUGUACCUGGAGGAGGUGAACAAGAAGCUGGAGAACAUGGAGCAGACACUCAACCAGCUCAAAGAGGAGAACAGGUGUUUCGGAAAUAUAGGGGUAAACCUGGAGCUUCAAGCAGAGAGGCAAAGAAGUAUACUACAAACAGAAGAACUCAUUAAACAACUUCAAAGUGACAAAUGGCAGCUUGAAUUAGAGAUAUACCGUGACCUGGAUAGUAUAGAGAAGAUCUGCCGUGAGUGUAAUACUAUCAGUAUGGAGAUAGGGUUAAAGUCUGGGGAAGAAUUCCUUACUCUCCCUACACCAGGUGUGAAGGACGGGACGGUUACCAGGCCUCCAGGUUUAUCAACAAUACAGACAGAGCUCUCCAGCCUAGAAAAAGAGUUGAAGAGUCAGAACCAGGUGGAGAACCAGGAGAUAAACAAGAUUAAAACCAGACUAGAAGCUAAUCAGGGUUGGCUGAAUUCUGCUCUGAAGAAGUCCACUGAUUUAAAGGAUAAGCUGCGUGAGGUUGAGGAAACCCUAGUAGAGAAGAAGGCAAGGAUUGAAAAAGAAGAGUCAACUCUCGACCAAAAAAUUUCAUCCUUGAAGUCUCAGAUGCUUCAGCUGAGAAGUGAUUCACAGGUUUAAUUUUCUAAAUUUGUAG